AGAGCUCUCGUGCUAAAAACCAAUUUAAGCAGAAUCACAUCAACAGCAGCUCCUUGUUCUAUUAUAGUGCUGUUCCAGAUACUUUCCACAUUCGCAUUCAUACAUCCACACACGUGAAGGGGAAGUGAAGAGAAAGAAAAAAAGUGCUGUUCCGAUAUAAUCGCCACAGGAGUGAAAGAGAGAAAAUAAGCAAAAUUGAUUUUUCGCGAGAUUUCUUUUUUGCUCGUGUAGAACCACUGUUAAAUUUACCCCGAAAGUCGAUUGACAAGUGAGUUUCGCUGCGGAUUCUGCGGAUAAAAAGUGCUGAAUCGUUUGCCUACCGGUGACAUUUCAAUCAAUCAGGUAACAAAAUUAGCGAUCGUGACGGUGUGAUAUCUCCUAGCAAGAAAAUCAAUCGCCAAGUAAAAAAGUGCGAAAGUGAAAAUAGUGUGUGCGACUCAGUAAAAGCGCACCCUCGAAGUAAGGCAUUUCUUGAAAGCAAGGUAAAAGUACAGCCUCAAAAUUACUACUUCAAUCAUGACGAACAAAGUGCUAGCGGCCGUACAAGAUUUACAAAAACAAAAUGGCGAAUCGCAGAACACCGCCACGGUUGCGGCGGCUGCUGCCGCUGCCGCAGCAGCGGCUUCUGGAUCAGACACCACUCGUACCAAUUUGAUCGUGAACUAUUUGCCGCAGACAAUGACCGAGGAGGAAAUUCGUUCGCUGUUUUCCAGCGUCGGCGAGGUGGAAAGCGUCAAGCUGGUGCGCGACAAAAACGUCAUCUAUCCGGGCCAGCCGAAGGGACAAAGCUUGGGCUACGGUUUUGUCAAUUUCCACCGCUCGCAAGAUGCCGAGCAGGCAGUGAAUGUGCUGAACGGACUGCGACUGCAGAAUAAAGUGCUGAAAGUGUCGUUUGCUCGGCCCAGCUCGGAGGGCAUCAAGGGAGCCAAUCUUUACAUUUCUGGUCUGCCGAAAACCAUCACCCAAGAAGAAUUGGAAACUAUUUUUAGACCAUAUGGAGAGAUUAUUACCAGCCGUGUGCUGGUACAGGACGGGAAUGAUAAACCGAAGGGUGUUGGAUUUAUUCGGUUCGAUCAGCGCAAGGAGGCUGAGCGGGCGAUUGCUGGUUUGAAUGGAACAACCCCCAAGGGGUUGACAGACCCGAUAACGGUGAAGUUUUCGAAUACACCGGGACAAAACUCGGCGGCCAAGGUUGUGCAACCGGCCUUACCUACGUUCCUGAAUCCACAGUUAACUCGUCGGUUGGGCGCUAUUCAUCAUCCGAUCAACAAGGGCCUGGCCCGUUUCUCGCCGAUGGGUGGUGAAGUGUUGGAUAUGAUGUUACCGACCGCUCCGACUAACGGUAUCGGUGCCGUCGCUCCUUCCGGUGGAUGGAGCAUUUUCAUCUACAAUUUAGCUCCGGAGACGGAGGAAAACACACUGUGGCAACUGUUCGGCCCGUUCGGUGCCGUUCAGAAUGUCAAAAUCAUCAAGGAUGCAGCGACCAGCCAGUGCAAGGGAUACGGCUUCGUGACCAUGACGAACUACGAGGAGGCGAUGCUGGCCAUCCGGUCACUCAAUGGAUACACCCUCGGCCAACGGGUGUUACAAGUCAGCUUCAAAACCAACAAAUCAAACUCCAGUUUCGGUGAACAAUAGAACAUGUAAGUUUACUGAAACAUAGUACGGUGUCAAACUCAUCGGGACGCGCUUUUCCCUGCCGCCGCCACCGCCAGUCGCCACCACCAGUCGCCGCCCGCCGAUGGUGCAAUGCUUUCUUCACUUCUACAAACGUACAAACCUGACAGACCAACAAAUUACGAAAAAAAAAAAAUUAUCAACGAAAAGAUGGGGUGCGAUUUCGCCGCGCACCGGUGGUGUAAACCGGACCGGCCAGCGGGCUGCGCCGGGGUGGGUCGUGUGCGUCCCGCUGAGUAUGAUAUUCGUUCAACUUCAACUUCAACAUCUCACUCACAUAAUUCGACGACUGCACGGAAGACGGAACCGAAACCGAAGAAGAAGAAGAAGAAGAAGACGGGGGUGGUGCUGUGCGGGUGCGCUGCGCAUGCGGAAAAAUAUCAAAGCCAGCCGUGAAAAUCUCAACCCCUCUCUCUGUCUCUCUCGUUUGGUUAGGUUCGGUUCGAUUCGUUCGUUCGUCCGUCACUCGCGUCGAGAAAAGACCCCGAAAAUUCACAGUAAACAAAGAAGCAAAAGCACGGAGGAGGCGAACAGAAAAUUAGGGAAGAGCGCGCUGCGCGCUGCCUGGAUACAAGAGUGUUGUAGUUGUGUACGUGUAACUUGUGUUCGCCUAGUUUAGGUACUAGUCGCGCCGCGUAACCAACAUAGUAGUACUCGCGUCGCGUGUAUCUUUCUUCUGGAAUAUUUCUAAUUCAUUUUUUUGCCGUCCCGCGGUCCGUUCCGCGCUCCGCGCUUUGCUAGUGCAGUUCUAUAUUGCUGCAUGCUAAUCGUCAUCGUCGUCGUCGUCUGUCAGUCGACGCCAAUUUUUUUCUGUUGGUUAGUUCGUUCGUUCAGAGCCAACUUUGAUCUAUGUUUUUUUUUUGGACGUAGGACUACGUCAUACAGGAAGGUAAUGAAGGUAGGGUGUCAUUCCAAAAAAUCUAAAAAUGCAAGCGUCACGAAAUAACCAAUUCCGCAACCAAUUCGAAAGGUAUUUAUAUCAGUCGAUCAGAAAUCUUUCUACGAAUUAAACGAUAUAGUGAAAGCAAUUUAUGGAUGUACGUACACCUUUAAAUUGGCAUUGGAUGCAUUAGUUUUGACGUAGAACUACGUCCUACAGGAAAAAAAACAAAAAUCACGAAAGGUGAUCAAGUUAAUCGGAAGCUCGAAGAUUGAAGAGCUUGAAAUUUCCGACACGUGCUUUGGCUAAUACGGCUCUCGCACGGGUUCACGUUUUGUCGGCGUGAGCUGAGCGCAUCGCUGGCUGCUCUUCUAGUGUUUGUGUGCGCACACUAGUCGUCGAGGAGAUUAAUUAGCAACUCGAGCGCGCCCGACGCGCGGUGUUGUGCUCCUAUUUCUCGUUCGAAUCUCGACGACUAUUUACACAAAAUGCGCAGCUGGUAAAACGAUGAUAACCCGUGAAGUGAUCGGUUGCAGAAGACGGUGACGCGGCACGUUUCGCUGCGUCUUUUACCGGACCGCGGACAGCACCAGAGUCGUUGCAAUUUUGCGAUACACAAUCUGCCCGGCUGGAGAGAAGUUUUUUGGACGCUUUUUUUUUAGCUUAGCAACUUCAACAUGCUGAUGAAUUCGUGUGCGUGUGACGGGAGGGGGUAAAUCAUUUUCUUUCCAACCUUCAGAGGCUUCCUCUGGUAGGAAGCCAGUUAACAAUGCGCCAUUUUUUGUCAAAACAAAAAACAAAUAUUGAAGCAAACAGCGAACUGAAUGGCACCCGCUGUAACGUUGACGAAAACGACGAUCAAUACAACAAAAUAAAGAAAAAAAAAUGAGCGGACAGUAGAAAAUCCGCCAAGUAUGAUAAACUGAAAGAAACACGAAAAUCUAGUCAAAAGAAAAAGAAACUUUUACAAAAGCAUAGUAGGACGCCAGGAUAGGUUCUUUUACGCGUUAGUCUUAAAUGUCUCCCUAAUAUAAACAAAAACUGAAGAAACUACUAAUUACUCUUGUACUGAGAAUGUGUAUUUUGGUAACGAGUGUAAUGAAAGUGGUACUGCAAUAUUUAUUAAAAGAAACUAAAUAAACUGUAACAUACCAAUGUCGCCACAAUUUCGUUCAAUCACACAUUGCACACCAGAGCAGAGAGCAAAUACGCGAGCAGGCAAGUAAGCAAGCUAUGAUGAGAAACGAUACGAAAUAGUAAGAUUAUAUUAAUAUUCUAGGAAAAUUUUAUUUAUUUUUACAUCUUAUUUAUUGAGAGAAUGGUAAACCAAGUUUGAAAUUCAAGCGGUAACAAAAAAAAGAAUGUGCUAUGAAGAGUUGAAACAAAAAAAAAGAAACAAUGAAAGCAAAUAAUGAACAGCAAAACGACACGAACGCUGCGAAGUGUGGAAAAACGAGCAAAACGCAAAGGAUCUCAUUUUAGUGUAUAAUAUAUGUAGCGCAGCGCAUGAGACUCUGUGGUUCACAGAUUAGGAGGACAAAAAAUCCCACUCAAAGCCCACUAAAUUAGUUAAAUUGAAGGAAUAACGACAACACACAUUCACAGCAGCAGGCGAAAACGAUGGAAAAACGCGCAAACUGAACGAAGCGACACAAAACAAACGAGCAAACAAACGUACUUAGAAGCAUAAAAAAAACACGAGUAAAUCGAAUGAAUGCCACGCUGUGCGGCGUGGCUGCUGCCCAGUGGAAAGUAAGCUAGAAUCAAUAGUUUCCUACCCGCCCGGGGGUGCGGUGAAGUUGUUCUGUUUCUCACCCACACAUUCAAUUCCAAACGUCCAUUAGUCAGUUUCCUAUGGCUUCUAUGGAUGUACCAGUAGUUUUGUCCCUUUUUUAUUGGAUCGGAGUUUACCCGAAAACCCCCCAGCCCAGAGCCCACCAUCGAUCGCGUAAAUUGUUGUCUUUGUUCGAAACCAUUGCACAGAAUAUCGGCUGGCAUCGAACAUCGUUUGCGAAUUUUCCAACCCAAUUAAAUGUUUUGAACAUUGAGAAAAAAAUUGCAAUUUUUAAUCAGGCAAGCUGAGUCAAAAAACACAAGGCAAAACAAACAAGCAUAUGUACUAGUCUGAUAGUUUGGAACCUUGCUAAUUCUAGUAGAAGGAGGGAGGGGUACAUACAGUAAAGCAUAAACAAUAUUAAACCAAUAACUAAAAAAAAAGUAUGAGAGAAACAUAACAAUGUCGCACAGUAAUUUUAAGACAUGAAACAUUAAACAAGUUAUUGAUAUACACAAAACUCUAUAAGAAUGAAACCGACGUCGCAAAAGAGAAUUUAGCUACUACAAACCAUACAUACAAGAAUACUCCAACACCCUUCGUAUAUAAAUGAUUUUUUUCACUGAGACAUGUUGAUAUUAUAUAGUCAUGAUGUUAGAUUUGCAUUUUCUACUUUAUUUUCGUACUGUGUUUUGAUUUUUCUAAUCAUUAAGUUUUUUUUCCAUACACACAACACAAAAUAUAACAUCCACUUCAUGUCGAAGGUGUGGUAAAGGUUCCAAGAUUUUGCUACAUUCACUUACAAACUUCUAGUCGCCAGAGAGAGCCAGAGGGACAGUUCCGGACGCUAUUUUUACAGUCCUGAUCUGUCUCAAGCCUCUUUGCAAUUGCAAUUUGCAACAACAACCAACCAACCAACCAUUAAGUGUCGUGGAACGGCCUCAACUUACCACACAACGUCAGUGAAAAAGCAGGGGAAAAAAGAACAACCCCAAAUGCUUAACAUCCGAAUCUAUUCCAUUAAACUGUGAUACGAGCUAAGGCAGAAAAAUAACGUUUAAGAAGAGAGAGAAGAAAAAAACAAAUGCAAGAAUGUGUUGACACAUGUUUCGGCGCUCGAUUGUGUACCCCCAAGCACCGUGUGCUGCCGUAUAAUGUAUGUACGUAUAUUUUUAGUCCGCCCCACAAGCAAGCAAGCAAACAAACAAACAAGCAAGAGUAUAAUGACAUUUUUUCCAAUCUUUUUUCCCUAAAAAAAUUCCUUCUCAAACUUCUGCACUGCUGCACCGCUGCUGCUGUUCCUGCUCCAUAGAGCCGGAUCGCAGUUGGCCCUGUUUUGCGACACAGACGCAACAUCUAUUUGACAUUUGACAGGGCAGAAGCAGAAAUUCAGAGGAAAAAAAAUAAAAAGAAAAACAUACCUCUUCUUUUCUUUUUUUUUGGAGCCAAAGAGCAGGAGGAGACUUGCAUUUUUUUCUACUGCUGUGCUCUCUCUCUGUUUUGUUCUGUUGUUGCCUGUUGUUUUCAGUUUUUCUCCUUUCCUUUCCGUUCCGUUUGAUUCUUUUCCGUUCUUUUCAUUCUCCGGUUUUUAUGAUUAUGUAUACGUUCGUUCGUUUUUUCGUUUGUUUUGGUUGGUUACUUUCGUUUUCGUGUUUUUAAUUUCGAUUAACGUGCCACAGAAAAGGAAAAAAAAAGGAAACGUCACAGCACCUGGAAGAGAGAGAAAGCGAAAAAAAAAAUUUACAACCACAAAGGCAAAAGAGCUCUGUUCGCGCAGAUCAUAAAAAAGGACACACAGAGAAAACAAAAAACGAAAAUCAAUCAUUAUUUGCUUUGAGUUCAUUGUGCGUACAGCAUCCAAUUGAUCGACAGAGAAAAAAAAACAAAAUUCAUUUUAACUGAUUUAUCGUUUAGUUCGUUUAUAUUAUUAUUACGUAACGUUUAUGUUUCAGCAGUUCAACCACCACCUCCACACACACACACCACCCACACACACACAAACAAACAAGCAGGCGGUGCAUAUUAUAGUUUUCUUUUUCUUUUUAUUAUGAUUUCGGUUUUGGCAAAAAAAAAACAAUAGCCUCACACACGACAGCAGCAGGACGACGACGACGACGUCGACCCCGACGCCGACGUUUCGACGUACGGGCGCGUCGUAAUUAAUCAGAGUAGGCGCAGGCAGACAAACAGACAAAACAAACAGCGAGCUUUUUUCGUCUGUCAUCGUAAUAUCGUUUCGCGGUGAAGUUUUUUUUGUUUGUCUUUGCUCUAUUAGGCGACUCUUGUGUUAUUAUUCUUCAGUUUUAUUAUUAAUUGUUGUUUUCGUCUUCUUAGUUUCUUCUUUUUUCGUGUUUUCGACGAAACGCAAAUUAGUUUGUAAUUUUGUGUUUAGUUUAGUUCGUUCGGGUGGUUCGUCCGGCCAGACCCUGUGGAAGCGGGUAAUUUUAGAGGUUGAAAAGCCGAAAAAAAGAUAAAUUACACGUCCCGCAGGUGUUGUUAGGCGUGGAACCAUCGACAAGUAUUUUUAAGUAUCCACUUGGGUUUUAUUUUAUUCGAGCGCAUGAUUUACCACUGUUUAUUUCGAUACAUGUUUUUAUUAUUUCUUAAUUUUUUUCUUUUUGUGUGUUUUUUUUUCUUUUUUUAGGGUUUAUGUUAGAAACAAUUGAGAGUGAUGUGUGCAAUAGGAUGUGACUAUAUGAUUUCUUUCUUCUCACCUUAAUCUACCCACUCUUUAUCUUGCUUUUGCUUAGAUUUAAAAAAGAACGGUCUUUAAAAACUAGUAUAUAGUUACAGCGGAACCGACACAGAGAACAUUAUUUAUUUAAACAGAUUUUCACACUUAUUUAAAAUCAAGUUUGACUUAGCAGAACGUUAGUAUUUUAAGCAUAUUUUUGUAAAACUGUAGCGUAUUUUCACCUAUAAUUUUUCCGUAGAACCGGCAGUUUUAAUUAAGAGCCUAUUCUUAAAUUCGAAAGGUUUGCAACCUAUUCUAGAAUGCUCUAUUUUUUGAGUAUCAUUGCAAUAACGGCGGAAAGAUUAUUGUUUCAGUUCCUUAUAAACAAACCAAUUUGGAUAAAGUAAGCAGAGGAAACAUUUGCAAAAGAAUCCAGCAAGAAGUCCAAAACCAAAAGAAAAAAAAAGCAUAACAUUUGGAAACACAAAAGUACAAAGUUGCUUGAAGAAGAAAGAGGGUUAGCAUGCAUUCCUGCAAGUUUUAAACACACACUGAAAAAAUUAGACGGUUCGAGACCGCUGGAUUCUUACUGGCAAAAUGUGUGAAGCAUACCUGACAUUCUAAAAAAACCCUACAUAUUGAGCGUAAAAAAAUGAAAUAGCUUGAAAAUACCGCUGGAAAAAAAACCACCAUCGUAGCGAAAAAUCACCACAAAUUAGUCGUACAUUUUCCGUUUUGUAUCCAAACCCUGUAUGGAUUUAACUCUAUUUUGUGCAACAGUCAGUCACCAGAUACCACCUGUCAAGAGGAAAUGAAGCAACUCUUAAAACUCACUUCGAAUAUUAGAGAAUGAAACCCACGAAUCGAUAGUUAAAAAAAAACAAAACGUCAUCAAACAUUUUCACAUCGUGUAGUAGCUUUGAGUUGAAGUUUUCGUAUCAAAAAUUUCGUUUCUUUGUUUCGGCAAGCUCCAAGAAUCAGUUUUUAACAACCAACCACCACCAAAACGAAAAGCAGAUCAAAUAGUAAGCAAAUUUCCGAAAGCAUCAAUUAUGCUUUGAUUUGUCAUUAUUUAUAUUCGAAUUAAUCAAUGUAUGAUUUUAUUUUCCUGAAUAUGUUCUUGUGUAUAUAUAAAAAUUAUAAAAGCAAAACAUUAAAAUAGUAAACAAAUA
Sabethes cyaneus is the source of this 8177-nucleotide messenger RNA. Its product is annotated as protein elav-like. Gene Ontology annotation, cellular component: ribonucleoprotein complex. The coding region runs from base 517 to 1638 and encodes 373 amino acids. Lineage: Eukaryota; Metazoa; Arthropoda; Insecta; Diptera; Culicidae. The record is from RefSeq and is a predicted model, not a curated record. Gene Ontology annotation, molecular function: RNA binding. The transcript is spliced from 2 exons.